AUGAUGACGACGUGCCGUCUGCUGUGCGCCCUGUUGGUGCUUGCCCUGUGCUGCUGCCCGUCCGUGUGCGUGGGAGAGACUGAGACUGAAGCUGAAGCCGCUCCCCUUUCACCGCGCCCUCCACCACAGCCAACAACCCCGACGGCCGGUCAGCCAGAGUUGUCAGGUUUGGGGCCCGUUGCAAAUCCGGGAGAUGAUGGCAGAGAGGGAGGAGGUUUGACCUUUCCAGAUCCGAAAUCAACUGAUGAUCCCAAUAAGGUAAAAGGAAAAAGUACGGAAGACAAGUCAGGGACAAAAAGUCGCACUGAAACAUCCGCGAAACAAAAAAGUAAGGAGUCUGAAACUUCUGCUCAGACAACCACGACGACGACCACAACAAAACCACCAACUACGACGACCACCACAACACAGCCACCAACCACGACGACCACCACUACAACAGAGGCACCCAGUACUACGACUACAGAGGCGCCAACCACGACGACCACCCGCGCACCGUCACGUCUUCGCGAAAUGGACGGCAGCCUCAGCAGCUCUGCGUGGGUGUGUGCCCCGCUGGUGCUCGCCGUAUCCGCGUUGGCGUACACCGCUGUGGGCUGA
Trypanosoma cruzi is the source of this 600-nucleotide messenger RNA. RefSeq names its product mucin TcMUCII, putative. The record is from RefSeq and is a predicted model, not a curated record. The transcript has a single exon. The coding region runs from base 1 to 600 and encodes 199 amino acids. Lineage: Eukaryota; Euglenozoa; Kinetoplastea; Trypanosomatida; Trypanosomatidae.